Messenger RNA from Drosophila albomicans, 449 nucleotides. RefSeq lists its product as uncharacterized. The transcript has 3 exons. NCBI's taxonomy places the organism in Eukaryota, Metazoa, Arthropoda, Insecta, Diptera, Drosophilidae. The coding region runs from base 98 to 418 and encodes 106 amino acids. The record is from RefSeq and is a predicted model, not a curated record.
CCAGGCGUUGCUCCAAGCGUCUGCUCACCAGCUCUAGGCCAUAGUCAAGCGUCUCGUUUGCAGUUGCCGGCACCAAAAGAGGACGUGUCACCACGUGAUGGGUGGCUGCCCUCAUCAUGAUAUCCAGCGCAUCGCAUCUGGCGAGGAGGCCAUCUCUAAAUCGUUUACGGAGAGUAUUUAUAGUCGAUUCUCAGAAUCGUUCUGGCAGCUUGCUGAGCAGAUUUCGCUGCUCCUCAACUGUGAUGUCUGGCAGUACCAGUUUUUGUAUUUGCACUGGCUGGCCACGUAUGCUGUCCAUAAUACUGUCUCUGCUGUCGUGUGGGUCCGGUUGUCGCCGCCGCUGUGCGAAAUCGCGUUCUCGUUCCUCGUUCGCUUUAGCUUCAUUAUACUCCUCUUGUAUGCGAAUAAGUGUUGGUAAUAAAGGCCGAAGCUGUCUUUUCAAAAUUUGC